GGCCGAAAAUUAAUUGUUGUCUUUCGAAAAAACCCGGAUGUGUAAAUUGUGUCAGUUAUUUAUUAUUAUGCAUGAGCUGUAUAUAACCCAGAUCUUGGUAUGUUGUGCAAGGGAAAAACGUGCGUCGUUAAAAUAAUAAAAUUACCUCUGAUUGACUCGUUACGACAAGAAAUCCAAAAAUCACUGCAAGAGAAAAUCAAAUAAUUGCUCUUCUAGGUCGAGGAAAAUGGUCUUCCGUUCAUGUAUUUAUGGUUUCUUCGUUUUUUACUUGUGCAAUGGCCAAAAACCGGACACUUUCGGUAACAGUACGCUGCGAUUUCCCCUCAUGGGUAGCAGCGUCCGUCGCCAGCCCCCCAUCCCCCCUUCGUUCAAAUUCCCGUGCUCGACCACCAUGGGUCGGUCCCCAUCGCGCCCCACCAGCGUCCACCGCCUGCGUCCCGGCGACAUCGACGUGGUCGGCGCCAUGGGCGACUCCCUGAUUGCCGGAAACGGCGCCCUGGAGGAAUGGGCUUUGGGGACCAUGAUCGAGUACCGGGGCGUGUCCUGGUGCGCAGGGGGACAGGGCACCUGGCGCGAGUUCCUCACCCUGCCCAACAUCCUCAAGGAGUUCAACCCCAACCUGACGGGCUUCUCGACGGGCACUGGGGAGUUCUCGUCCCCCAGGUCCCAGCUAAAUGUCGCGUUUCCCGUCUCCGCAGACGCGGAUGCCUUGACACAGGCCAAAGUCUUGGUCGGACGCAUGCGGAGGAAUAAAAGGAUCGACUUUGAGAGGGACUGGAAGAUGGUGACGAUUUUCUUCGGGGCUAAUGACAUUUGCUCAGGGCAGUGUUACAACAAAGUGGAGUUUUCGCCACGAAUGCAUGCGAAGAAGCUUAUGGUAGCCCUUGAUUACCUACAAAGGGCUUUGCCGAGGGCUUUUGUUAACUUAAUCCCAGUUUUAGAUGUUUCGGUCAGUGUUCGCAUUAAAAGAACGAUGAUGUGCCGCUUUUUGCACACUUUGUUCUGUGCCUGUUUCCACAGAGGAGGAAACGAGAUGGACGUUAUAACCCAAAUGACCCGGGAGUACCAAAGGGCAGAGGAGGAGCUUAUUUUUAGCGGCCGUUAUGACACCAAGGACGAUUUCACCGUUGUCCUGCAACCCUUCAUGAAAUUAUUCAAUGCACCGGACGACAAAGCCCGGAGAUAUGACGAAGUGAUCGACAUUUCGUACAUAACGUACGACUGUUUCCAUUUUUCGCAAAAAGGACACGCUCUGGGAGCAAAUAUGCUUUGGAACAAUUUGCUGCAGCCGGUGGGGCGUAAGAGCACAAAACGGCUCAAUUAUAUCAUGGAAAGUUUCGAGUGUCCGAAGCCCGAAGCCCCAUUUCUGUUCACUCGAAAAAAUUCGCGAACUUUUUUAGAGACUGGUCAUCAGUGAGUGCCAUUUUUGUGAUAAAAUAAAUAUUUUGUACGAAUUUUUGUGUUCUUGACACAGUAAGAUGGUUUUUUCGUUGUUUUCGCUCGAAGGCUCCUUCCUAAAUUACGCUUUGAUUGAUCGACCUACAUUUUGCUCAAACAUGAUAAUUUGCUUAUGAUAAAUGUGACACGAGACAGGAAGUGGUCGCGAUAAACAGUCAAGGGCGGAAUAUUUUGUUACAAUGUUACGGACAUUCUGCACUGUUUGAUUUCCAAUCAAGUAUGGAUUUAAUUGCAUGUUCAAGAGCAUUAGGAUUUAAAUAUCUUAAACGUGUAAUUACAUCAGGAAUAUUAGAUAAGAGAGAGAGAAAUGUGACACGUGGCAUUGGCCAAGGAACAUGGUCACAUUUUUACGCACUAAUAGAGCAGACUGAGAAAGUUCAAUAAUAAGGACAAAACGGAUUAAAAAUUUUGAGAAAUGACACACAUGCCGGCUGACCUCUUCAAUGAACGUUGCUCUAUAGAUCACUGAUUACUAAUCAGGACUUGUAAUAUAUGUGGAAAAACCAAAGUGCAACCCAUUGAUGGAUUUUUGUGGUUCCAUUAAAAAUCAAGGAUGGAACGAGAUAAAAAUGGACCAGACAAACCAAAAACUGUUUUUUUCCCUCAAUCAGAAAUUGUAUGAUUUAUGAGAAUAAAGACGCCUCAAAGUCAA
This is a messenger RNA of Tribolium castaneum (red flour beetle), 2110 nucleotides long. RefSeq names its product phospholipase B1, membrane-associated. The record is from RefSeq and is a predicted model, not a curated record. NCBI's taxonomy places the organism in Eukaryota, Metazoa, Arthropoda, Insecta, Coleoptera, Tenebrionidae. Gene Ontology annotation, biological process: phospholipid metabolic process. Gene Ontology annotation, molecular function: glycerophospholipase activity. The transcript is spliced from 5 exons. The coding region runs from base 227 to 1417 and encodes 396 amino acids.